AUGGCUACAGAAACGCAGGCAUACAAGCAGGGAAUGUUGGAGUAUUCCCUGCCGGUCUCGAGUGAGAGUGAUAACGGUUCGACCUCACAAAGCGACAGCGAUAGCGCUUCCAUUGUUUCUGAUAUAUUACCUGAUAUUCCUUUACCGCCACCAUCCAAAGCACCAACAGAGAUUCUAAGCGUUGAUCGGGAUACGCCAGACAACCAUGUGCCUCGUGAUCCACGGCUGAUUAGGUUGACUGGUGUUCAUCCAUUCAAUGUUGAACCUCCACUGACAACACUGUUCAAAGAGGGUUUCUUAACAUCUCCAGAGUUAUUCUACGUCAGAAACCAUGGGCCCGUCCCACGAGUCCGGGAUGAAGACAUCCCAAAGUGGGAACUCAGCAUCGAAGGACUUGUUGAGCACCCUAUUGUGCUUGACUUUAGACAGAUCCUACAAGAAUUCGACCAGAUCACUGCACCCGUCACACUUGUAUGUGCUGGCAACCGACGCAAAGAGCAGAACCAAGUUCGAAAGUCCAAGGGUUUCUCAUGGGGAGCAGCCGGUCUCUCUACCGCCCUGUUUACUGGUCCAAUGAUGCGGGACGUUAUCAAACGAGCAAAGCCAAUGAGAAGAGCCAAAUAUGUUUGUAUGGAAGGAGCGGAUAAACUGCCAAACGGAUAUUACGGAACAUCUGUCAAGCUCAACUGGGUCAUGGAUCCGAACCGAGGCAUCAUGCUCGCCCACAAGAUGAACGGCGAAGAUCUUCGUCCUGAUCACGGUCGUCCCUUGAGAGCGGUAGUGCCAGGACAAAUCGGCGGUCGAAGUGUCAAGUGGUUGACAAAACUGAUCCUAACCGACGCGCCAAGCGACAAUUGGUACCACAUCUACGAUAACCGGGUGCUCCCGACAAUGGUCUCCCCUGAACAAUCUGCCAAAGAACCGAAAUGGUGGUACGACGAUCGAUACGCUAUCUAUGAUCUCAAUGUCAACUCGGCUGUUGUACAUCCUCAACAUGAUGAAGUAUUGCGACCUGCAAAGGCUGGUCCAGGUGCAACAUAUACUGCACAAGGAUACGCAUACGCUGGAGGUGGUCGACGAAUCAACCGAGUCGAGAUAUCUUUAGAUAAAGGAAAAUCAUGGCGCCUGGCAAACAUAGAAUAUCCCGAAGACAAAUACCGCGAGUACGAAUCCGACCUUUUCGGCGGCAGAGUCGACAUGUUCUGGCGCGAGACUUGCUUCUGCUGGUGUUUCUGGAAUCUCGAAAUCCCCAUCCCCGACCUCACCGAAAGCGACGCAAUUCUUGUUCGUGCUAUGGACGAAGCUCUUAGCAUUCAACCGCGUGAUAUGUACUGGUCUGUUCUUGGUAUGAUGAAUAACCCUUGGUUCAGGGUUGCAAUUAUCAAGGAUGGAGAUACUAUUAAAUUCGAACAUCCUACACAGCCAGCUUUGAUGCCUGGUGGAUGGAUGGAGAGAGUUAAAAAAGCUGGUGGAGACCUUACAAACGGUCACUGGGGUGAAGUGAUGAAUAAUGAAGAGGCAGAGGCCAACAAUCAGAAGCCGGUCGAAGAGAUCAAUAUGAAGAAGGAAGGUCUUGACCGGAAGGUCGAUCUCGCAGAGUUCAAGGCACAUGUCUCUCCGGAAGAGCCUUGGUUCGUUGUGAAUGGCGAGGUUUAUGAUGGUACGAAGUUUUUGGAAGGUCAUCCUGGUGGUGCUCAGAGCAUCGUGUCUGCGGCAGGCAUGGAUGUCUCUGAGGAGUUCCUUGCAAUUCACAGCGAGACAGCCAAAGCAAUGAUGCCAGACUACCAUAUCGGCACUCUAGACAAGGAGUCUCUAAAGGCCCUUCACGAUGAAGCUCAAAACCAAUCUUCUUCAGGCAUGCCAGAUGAGAAAUACCUCCAACCCAAGGUCUGGAAGAAAGCAGAACUCUGCGCCAAACGGUCUAUAUCAUGGGAUACCCGCGUGUUCACCUUCAAACUUGACUACGACCUUCAACCUCUUGGUCUACCCACGGGACAACAUCUAAUGGUUAAGCUCAAGGAUUCUACGACAGCCGAAUCCAUCAUCCGUGCCUACACACCUAUCUCCGAAACAAACCAGCAAGGCACUCUCGACCUCCUCGUGAAGGUCUACGCACCCACUCCAACCGAAAAGGGCGGGAAAAUGACCAUGGCACUCGACAAACUCGCCAUCGGCGACAACGUCGAGAUCAAGGGUCCCAUCGGUAAACUAAUCUACCUCGGCCACGGCCGGGUGUUGCUAAACGACAAACAACGAAACGUGAAAUCCUUCCGCAUGAUCUGCGGUGGAAGUGGUAUCACGCCUAUUUACCAAGUCCUUCGAGCCGUGGUCACAAACCCCGAGGACCCAACACAUUGUGUCGUCCUCGACGGCAACAGGAUGGAAGAAGACAUCCUCUGCCGCGAAGAACUCGAUUCUUACUCUGCCCUAAACGACGAGCGAUGCACAAUUGUGCACACGCUCACAAAACCGUCUGAUGACUGGAGAGGUCUCAAGGGCAGAAUAGGAGAAGAGUUAUUGAAACAACAUGCUCCCCCUUCUGCGGCCGGGGAUAGUUUGGCCCUGAUUUGUGGACCUGAGGGUAUGGAGAAGGCUGUUAAGGCGGGGUUGUUGAAGAUGGGCUGGGAUGAGAAUGAUCUUGUUUUCUUUUAA
Messenger RNA from Talaromyces marneffei, 2652 nucleotides. RefSeq lists its product as uncharacterized. The transcript is spliced from 7 exons. Gene Ontology annotation, biological process: nitric oxide biosynthetic process; nitrate assimilation. Bases 1 to 2652 code for a protein of 883 amino acids. Gene Ontology annotation, molecular function: molybdenum ion binding; nitrate reductase (NADPH) activity; molybdopterin cofactor binding. Lineage: Eukaryota; Fungi; Ascomycota; Eurotiomycetes; Eurotiales; Trichocomaceae. The record is from RefSeq and is a predicted model, not a curated record.